AUGCGGGAUAUCGUCUCUAUCUUGCCACAUCAGCUAAAGAAUGAUUUAAAGAGUGUGAUAACGCUGAAGCUGAACAAGCGCUUUGCCAACAAGGUGAUCAUCGAUCUUGGAUUAUGCAUUUGUCUCUUCGAUUUGAUCGAAAUUGGGGACACGUAUCUGGGAGAUGUGCGAGAUGGAGAUGGAGAUGUGCGAGAUGGAGAUGGGGAUGGGCGAGAUGGAGAUGGAGAUGGGCGAGAUGGAGAUGGGGAUGGGCGAGAUGGAGAUGGGGAUGGGCGAGAUGGAGAUGGGGAUGGGCGAGAUGGAGAUGGAGAUGUGCGAGAUGGAGAUGGAGAUGUGCGAGAUGGAGAUGGAGAUGUGCGAGAUGGAGAUGGGGAUGGGCGAGAUGGGAUGGGGAUGGGCGAGAUGGAGAUGGGUGUGCGAGAUGGAGAUGGGGUGGGGGGGGGGGGUGGGCGAGAUGGAGAUGGAGAUGUGCGAGAUGGAGAUGGGGAUGGGCGAGAUGGAGAUGGGGAUGGGCGAGAUGGAGAUGGAGAUGUGCGCGGGCACAUAAAAUGUUUAAAA
Molecule: messenger RNA, 558 nt
Organism: Mesorhabditis belari
Lineage: Eukaryota; Metazoa; Nematoda; Chromadorea; Rhabditida; Rhabditidae
Source: the annotation of a GenBank genome assembly